GAAUCAGGGCCUCCCCCAUUUUUCUCACCCAGGAGGCGGCGGCGGCAGCGGCAGCGGCAGCUUGCGAUGUUUGGCCUCAAAAGAAACGCAGUAAUUGGACUCAACCUCUACUGUGGGGGGGCCGGGCUAGGGGCCGGCAGCGGUGGGGCCUCCUCUUCGGGAAGGCGGCUUUUGGCUUCGGGGAAGGAGGCCACGGCCCGGCGGGAGGUAGGGGGAGGGGAAGCCGGUGCGGUGAUUGGCGGAAGCGCCGGCGCGAGUGCCCCGGCCACUCUUGCGCCGGACGCCCGGAGGGUCGCGCGGCCCUCGCCCAUUGGCGCCGAGGGCCCCGACGUCACCGCGACCCCCCCAAGGCUGCUGUUCUUCGAGCCCACCCGCCGCGCGUCGCCGCCUGAAGAGAUGGAAGGCCCAGCCGCCGACGCCAUCAUGUCGCCCGAAGAGGAGCUGGACGGGUACGAGCCGGAACCUCUGCGGAGGCGGCCGGCUGUCCUGCCCUUGCUGGAGUCGGUCGGGGAGGCCAGCAGUGGCCCUUGCAGGGACGGCUCACUGCCCUCGACGCCACCCCCAGCAGAGGAGGAGGAAGACGAGUUGUACCGGCAGUCGCUGGAGAUUAUCUCUCGGUACCUUCGGGAGCAGGCAACAGGCGCCAAGGACGCGAAA
Molecule: messenger RNA, 657 nt
Organism: Odobenus rosmarus divergens (Pacific walrus)
Lineage: Eukaryota; Metazoa; Chordata; Mammalia; Carnivora; Odobenidae
Product: induced myeloid leukemia cell differentiation protein Mcl-1 homolog
Exons: 1
Source: RefSeq, a predicted model, not a curated record